AGCUAAACUCUAUUCGCCCGAGUGACUUACCGGAAACACGAAGACAUGCGAAUACUGUAUUAGAAUUCCAGUUUGUGUUCGGCUGAGUUUUUAUUGAGGAUUUCUGUCUGAAGACACUGUUAAAAUAUAUUUUAACGGUUACUACAAGUUCCUUUCCGUCGCCAUUUUCGUGAGUUUCCCCUCCAGCCCACAGGAGACAGCAGUGAGUGAAGCUGUUCCCGCUCAGAGACAAUGGCUGCGCUCGAAAAAAAUAAAACUUGGACAAACCAGAUAAAGAAUUUGAUAAAGGGAGGAGGAGGAGGAGUCUGAUGGCUGAAUCCAAGCCUUCCUCCUCCUCCUCCUCCUCGUCUUCCUCUUCUUGGACCGCCUUCGUUUCAUAAGAGAGCAGAAUUCAUCCUGCAGCUCUGAAUGUGGGACUCUUGCAUUGGGACGCUCAUGCAGCAGCAGCAGAUCUGAAGAGAGAAACCCAUGAGCUGGUGCACCAUGAAGGGAAGAGCGAGUCUUCUUCUCUUCGGCCUCAUCACAGCUUCAUAUUUCUGCGCCAUCGCUGCUCAGGCAACUGAGUGUGAAAAUGCCACCGUGGGCGACAUUGUCUUCCUGGUCGACGGCUCCUCGAGCAUAAAUGACAAAAGCUUUCAAGAGGUUCGCACAUUUCUGAGCAACAUCAUCAGGGGAUUGGACAUCGGCCCCAACAAAGUUCGGAUCGGCUUGGCCCAGUUCAGCGAUGAUACUUACCAGGAGUUCCUGCUGAACGACCAUAUGAACAGACCGUCCCUGCUGAAUGCGGUGAGGCAAGUGCCCCACCGGAAAGGCGGCACGCAAACGGGAAAGGCCCUGGAAUUCCUUUUGAAGCAGUACUUCACCAAACAGGCCGGGAGCCGAGCCGACCAGCGGGUGCCGCAGAUCGCUGUGGUCAUCACAGAUGGAGACUCUACGGACGACGUGUCAGAACCUGCAAGGAAGCUAAGGAAUCAUGGCGUCCUGUUGUUCAGCAUCGGAGUAGGACAAAUCAACCAGAAGGAGCUUAAUAAAAUUGCAAGUGUUCCGCGUUUCCGCCUCACCAUCGACAGCUUCGACGCUCUGCAGAAGCUGACCAACACUCUGCUACAAACUGUAUGCGACUCCAUUGAGAAUCAGCAGAAAGCUGUUGCAGAAAAGUUUUCAGAUCUGUUCUUCUUGGUGGACAGCAGCAUGCCUCAAGUGAAAUUCAGCCAGUUCAGGACGGACUUCAUCAGAAUGCUCUCUCGGCACAACAUCGGAGCGUCGUCCCAUCGUGUCGGUUUGGCUCAGUUCACUCGGAAUGUCAGGGAGGAAUUUAGGUUAAAUACUUACCAAACCAAACAGGACAUAAUACAGGCUGCCCGACGUUUCCGACUGCGCCCACAACCGGGUCAACCGGGAAACGUGACCGCCGCCAUGCAGUACACCAGGGCUAACUUGUUCAGCGCUGAAGCAGGCGGCCGCGCAGAGCUGGGCGAGAAACAGGUUUUGGUCAUUGUGCUUGCAGAAGACCCUCCAAAAAGCGAUCCUGUGUAUCGUGUUUCUGCUACACUCAAACUAGAUGGGGUGAUUAUUGUGGGGAUGAGCGGCGGUGCCUCACUGGAUGCACUGGAACGUUUCGCCAGCGACGGGUUUGCAUUUGAUUCUAUUCGAAUGACUGCCCUGAAUGAGUUCUUCACUAGCCAGAAAGGAGAGGCAGGUCCUGCAGGUCCUGCAGGUCCUGUAGGGAGGCCAGAUGUUGCAGGGAGGCCAGGUGUUGCAUCGGUGCCAGAUUUUGGAGCGGGCCCUCCCCCUACCCAAGAGGAUCAAAUUACUAAAGAGUGCAAAGGAGCCAAUGUAGCAGACAUCGUGUUUAUUGUCGAUGAGUCUGGAAGCAUCGGAGACGCCAACUUCCAGCUUGUGCGCGCUUUCCUAAGCUCAAUCAUCAUCGGCCUGGAAGUCGGUCUGGCUCGAGUCCGAGUGGGCAUCGUUACGUACAAUGAAAUGCAGACAGCGCAGCUCUACCUCAACACAUUCCAAACCAAGAUUGAAAUUCUGCAGUUGAUCAAAUACAUGCCUUAUAGCCAAGGUGGAACAAACACCGGAGCAGCCCUGACCUUCACUCUGAAAAACAUCUUCACCGAGCAACAGGGCAGCAGGAAGGGCGUCCAGAAGGUUGCAGUGGUGGUCACAGAUGGUCAGUCCCAGGACAGCGUGGUCGUCCCAGCAGCCACCCUCCGUCGGGCUGGGGUCACAGUUUAUGCCGUGGGAAUCAAAGAUGCCAACGUAACAGAGCUGAGGGAGAUGGUGACUCCCCCCCACGAAAAGCAUGUGUUCACUGUGGACAGCUUCACCCAACUGAAACAGCUGCAGCAGACCCUGCAGAAGAGCCUCUGCAGUAACAUCAUUGAGGACGCAAUCAAAUCUGUUGAAAGCGAAACAGAUGUCAAAGAAGCUUGUGAACAAAAGGAUGAAGCUGACAUCUACUUCCUUAUAGAUGACUCAUCCAGCAUUAGUUUCCCAGACUUCUACGACAUGCAGAAGUUCAUUAUUGAGUUUCUUCAUAUCUUUCGUAUCGGGCCACAGAAUGUUCGCAUGGGGGUUGCGAAAUACUCAACUUUUCCUUCUCUAGAAUUUGACCUGACAAAGUACUCUGACGCUAAGAAGAUGGAGCAAGCUGUGGAGGCAAUCCGUCACGAAGGAGGUGAGACGUACACAGGAAAAGCGCUGUCGUUCAUGGUCGAUUAUUUUCAGGAAGCAGGCACAUCACGUUAUUCCAAAGUCCCCGAGUACCUGAUCGUCAUCACCGAUGGAGAAUCUGCUGAUCAAGUCAAAGCUCCUGCAGAAAAACUAAGGGAACAAGGCAUCACCAUCUACGCAGUUGGGGUGAAGGGUGCAAACCAAACUCAGCUGGAAGAGAUUGCUGGCGAUCUCAAGAGGACUUUCCAUGUCAAGAACUUUGAUGCCCUGAAGUCCAUCAAAAAUAACAUCAUCACAGACAUCUGUUCUCCAGAGGUUUGUAAAGACGUACCAAGCGAUAUAUUUUUCCUGACGGACAGCUCUGAGAGCAUCUCUGCGAAGGACUUCCAGAAAAUGAAAGAUUUCGUGAAGUCUGUCGUGAGCAAGUCCAUCGUUGGGCAGGAUAAAGUGCACAUUGGGGUCAUGCAGUUCAGCACUGGUUUUCGUCUCGAGUUCCCCCUCACAGAAUAUUACAGCAAAGCUGAGAUUCUGGAGAACAUUGAUAAGAUGGAGCAGAUGAACGAAGGCACACGCACGGGACGGGCCCUCACAGAGGUGUUAAACUAUUUUGAUGCCUCUGCAGGAGGGCGUCCUGAGCAGAGGCAGAGGCUGGUGGUCAUAACAGAUGGUGAGUCUAAAGACGAAGUGUUAGGUCCCGCAACUGCCCUGAGGAACAAAGGAGUGGAGAUCUACGCCAUCGGAGUGAUGGACGCCAACCUCACCCAGCUGCAUGAGAUCAGUGGUGCACCAAACAGAACCUUCAGUCGGAGAAACUUUGAUGCUCUGAAGUUACUGGAGAGCCAGCUGGCCUUGAAGUUCUGUGAACCACAGAGAGAUUGUAAGCAAAUACAGACAGCUGACAUUAUUUUCCUGGUGGAUGGCUCUGGAACCAUAGACGACGAAGAGUUCAGUAGCAUGCAAGUGUUCAUGAACUCUGCCGUGAAUCACACCACAGUUGGCAAGACCUACACUCGCUUUGGGGUCAUUAUGUACUCCAACAAGCCACAAUCCAUCUUUACUCUCGACCAAUACGACUCCAGAGGACAAGUUCUUAAAGCCAUUGGAGAUCUGGAGUUACCAGCUGGAAACACGUACACGGGGGUCGCCUUGGAGUAUUCCUUACAGUUCUUUGAUGCUAAACAUGGCGGCCGGAAGACUCAGAAGGUGCCUCAGAUUCUCAUGGUGAUCACAGACGGGCAUGCUGAUGAUCCAGCGAAACUACAGCCGGCAUCCGAUGUGCUGAGAAAAAACAGCAUCAACGUCUUCAGUAUUGGAGUGAAGGAUGCCAACAAGGAGGAGCUGCUGACCAUGGCUGGAGGCGACACGUCCAAAAUGUACUUUGUGGAUGAUUUUAAGCAACUAGAAACUCUGUACAAGAACAUUUCUUCUGUGCUCUGCAACACCACUAAACCAGAAUGCAACCAGACCGACUUGGUGUUCUUGAUCGACCGCUCCAGCAGCAUCAACCCAGACCAACACAAACUCGUGCUAAACUUCACAGCUGAAGUUGUGAACAGCUUCAACAUCAGUGCAGAGUACGCUCGGGUCGGACUCGCACAGUUUAGCGACAAUCCUCAUCACGAGUUUUACCUCAACACGUACUACAAGAAGGAGGACAUGAUUGCAAAAAUCCUCAGCCUGCAGCACACCGGUGUAGACACCUACCUUGGAAAGGCCCUAAGAUAUAUGAAGAACUACUUUCUGGAAUCUAAUGGUGCCCGCAGCUUCAUCCCCAAGACUCUGGUGGUGGUCACAGACGGAGAUUCUCAUGACGACGUGGAGGAUGCUGCCAAAGAACUCAGGGCUUCGGGGAUCGAUAUACUCGCCAUUGCCGUCGGAGACGUCUAUGACCUGCAGCUCCUGCAGAUCACCGGCACUCCAGAGAAGGUGUUUAAUGUGCAGAACUUCAACAGCUUGUUACAAAUCAAGUCAAAGGUUAUUGAUGACAUCUGCAAAGAACCCACCACAGAGCCGGAUGUCUGCAGCAUCGAUAUUGGCGUAGGAUUCGAUGUAACUCGAGGUUCCGGUGGUCUGCUGGCUGGUCGCCACCUCCGGCAGCUGGAGGAGAUCAUCCGAUACAUCUCCUCUGUGCACGAUCUGUGCUGCGUCGGCCCCGAACCACUCAAGACCAACAUCGCCUUCCACGUGGUGGGUGGCGAUGGAGGAAUCCUAUUAGACACUGACUUUGAACCGUUCAGCGAGGAAGUGCUAAGGAAAGUGUUGACCUACUCAGUGUCGCAGCCCACCUACUUCAACUCUGCCCUGCUGAACUUCUUCAACAACCGGUUCAGAACCAAAGCCUCAUCUAAUGUCAAGGUGCUGCUGAUCUUCUCAGAUGGACUUGACGAAGACGUGAUGAUCCUGGAGCAGGAAUCUGAGCUGCUGCGACAGUCUGGGGUCAGCGCUCUGCUCACUGUGGCCCUGGAUGGUGCUGACGCCACUCAGCUGCAGAUGGUGGAGUUCGGUCGAGGAUUUGGCUACAAGCUUCCUCUCAGGAUCAACAUGAUGAGCGUCGGCAGCACUGUCCUCCAACAGAUCAGCACGGUGGCAGACCGGGAGUGUUGCAAAGUCAUGUGCAAAUGUACGGGACAUGAAGGCGGGCCUGGUUCUCCCGGCCUGCCGGGGAUCAAGGGUCUGCCUGGACGGGAUGGUCAGCUGGGCUUCCCAGGAGAAGAGGGAGGCAUGGGCGAGCGAGGACGUCCUGGGAUGUCUGGACCUCAGGGCAUCCAGGGCUGUCCUGGACCCAGAGGACAGAAGGGCUACCGAGGCGUCUCAGGGAACAGGGGCGACACAGGAGAAGAAGGGCUGGACGGAGUCGAUGGAGAGCAGGGCGAGACGGGAAUGGAUGGACUUAAAGGAGACAGAGGACACCCAGGAAACCCAGGUAUCCCAGGUAUUAACGGGGAGGGCGGGCUUAAAGGACAGCGAGGCCUGAGGGGAGAUCCGGGCACACCAGGUAUCAACAACAACCGCCCAGGACCCAAAGGAGAACCUGGCAACCCCGGGAAACCGGGUGAACCUGGAGACAAUGGGCUGCCAGGCGAAGGUGGAGUCACUGGAAACCCGGGAGCAGUUGGAAGACGAGGGCCCAAUGGUGUGACGGGUUUACCGGGUACGCCCGGACCUCGAGGGGUUCCAGGCCCCCCAGGUCCUCCUGGUCAACUGGGGCGCCCAGGAGAGAGCGGUGAACCUGGACCUGGAGGAAUUCCUGGUUUUCCUGGGCCUCAGGGUGAACAUGGACAACCUGGAAACCAAGGACGACCUGGAAGUCCUGGCACUAGCGGACUAAAGGGCCAACCAGGAGAUCCAGGUCCUAAAGGUGUUCCAGGACGACUGGGACCCAUAGGAUUACCGGGUGAGGAUGGCAGAGAUGGAGUUGGACCUGCAGGACGUAAAGGUGCAAAGGGAGAUCCUGGUUUUCCUGGUUUCCCUGGUCUUGGGGGUGAGGACGGUCUGCAGGGACCUAAAGGAUAUCCAGGACGCAAAGGGAACCCUGGUCGAAAUGGGGAUUCAGGUGGGCCAGGAGGACCAGGCGAGCCUGGAGGCCCAGGACGUCCAGGACACAAAGGAGGCAGAGGUCCUCCUGGAAGCAGACAAAAGACUGAGUGUGACAUGAUCAACUUCAUCAGAGACAACUGUGUUUGUUGUCAGGGUCAGUCACAGUGUCCUGCCUACCCCACCGAGCUGGUGUUUGGUUUGGACAUGUCAGAUGACGUGACGGAUGACGACUUCGACAGGCAGCGCUUGGCCCUCCUCUCCCUGCUGAAGGACAUCAGCAUCGCUGAGAGCAACUGUCCAAACGGCGCUCGCGUGGCCGUGGUGGGAUUCACCAACCACACCAAGUACCUGAUCCGCUUCCAGGACUACCGCCGCAAGACUCAGCUGGAAGACGCUGUGAGGAACAUCGCCCUGGAGAGGACCACGAGCUACCGAGAUCUGGGGGCUGCUAUGCACUUUGUGGGUCAGCACGUCUUCAAACGGGUCCGUUCAGGGCUGAGGAUUAGAAAGGUGGCAGUCUUUUUCACUAACGGGCCAUCAGAGGACACCAGCAACAUUGUCACCGCCAUGAUGGAGUACCGGGGUCGUAACAUCUUCCCAGCAGUCAUCUCUCUAAGUGACGUCGCUGGUAUUAGAGAAGCGAUGCAGGUCGACGACACUGGAAACUUCAUCUUUACUCUGCUGCGGGAGGAGUACCAAGCUGCUGAUCUGAGGAUGGUCAAGAACUGUGCAAUCUGUUAUGACCCGUGCAGACGUCCAGACGAGUGCUCCUUCAUCCAGGAGCCGGUGCGUCCUCAGGAGGUGGACGUGGACCUGGUCAUGGUGGCCGACAGCUCCAGGGAGAUGCAGGCCGACCAGUACGCCGGCGUAAAGCAGCUGCUGGGUUCUAUAGUGGAGCAGCUGGCUGUGAGCCCUCAGCCCCGCAGAGCCGGCAACCGGGCCCGAGUGGCCGUGGUCCAGCAGAGCGGCUUCCGGUCCGCCAAUGUGGAGUUCAAUCUACAGACCUACCAGAACCAGGAGCUGAUGAAGGCUCACCUGAUCCAGAAGAUGCAGCAGCAGGGCGGCUCCUCGGCGCUGGGAUGGACGCUGGACUACACCCUGAAGCAGGUGCUGCUGAAGGCCGGCCAGCCGUCCAGGAGGAAGGCUCUGCUGGCCGUGGUGGGAACCCCGACAGCCUGGGAGGACCAGGCCAGGCUGCACUACGUCUCCCAGAAGGCCAAGUGCGAGGGGGUGGCGCUGUUCGUGGUGACGGUCGGCGAUCACUACAACCGGACGCAGGUGGAGGAGCUGGCCAGUCUGCCGCUACAGCAGCACCUGAUCCACGUCAGCAGACUGAAGGCUGGCGAGCAGGACUACGCCCAGCGCUUCUUCAGAGUCUUCCUGUCCGCCUUCAGCAAGGGAAGGAACUCGUAUCCUCCAUCUUCGCUGCAGCCGUCCUGCAGGCUGCUGACAGACCCGGACGACUCUCUGCUCUUCGGUUACGGUCUGGGCUCUGCAGAGCUGGAGGAGGAGUUCGCCGAUGACGCUGAGGUCAGAGGGUUGAUCCAGACAGUUCAGCAGGACGCCUUCAGCUCUGUGAACAGAGCAGACGGACAGAGUUCACAGCAAGCAGCUGAAUUCACUGGUGUGAAAGUCAUGCCGACGAUGCCACUGGACAGCUUCCUCUCCAAAGACGUCUGUCUGCUCACAAUGGACGCCGGCGACUGCCAGAAUUACGUCCUGAUGUGGUUCUACGACAGCAAACGUGGUGUGUGCUCUCGUUUCUGGUACGGCGGCUGCGGCGGCAACAAGAACCGCUUCACGAUGCAGAAGGAGUGCGAGAACCUGUGUGGGAAGAGCCGAUGAAGAGGAGGAGGGAACCUGAACCAGGAACCUUUAACAGCAAGUUCUUGUUCAAGGAAAAACACCAACCCUUCAUUCAUUGUGCGACGUUUCAACCGCCACCCUCAGCGCACGAGGGAAACUGCUGGAGCUAACCAUCGCCAGGAACUGCUGUCUGCAUGUUCUGUUUCAGCUCUGGAGCUUCCUGUCUGCCAGACUUAUUACACCCUUACUGGCCGAGUGCCUCCUCCAGGAGCUUUUUAUGAGUUUAGGUGCUAUUUUCUUCAACAGAAGCAGGAAACACUGAUAUGCAGGUGUCACUCACUGCUGCAGCUACAAAUAUUCUCUUAUUCUUUGUACUAGUUUUCAAUUAAAAUCUAUAUUUCAGAUAAAAACACAUCA
This is a messenger RNA of Amphiprion ocellaris (clown anemonefish), 8439 nucleotides long. RefSeq names its product collagen alpha-6(VI) chain-like. NCBI's taxonomy places the organism in Eukaryota, Metazoa, Chordata, Actinopteri, Pomacentridae. The record is from RefSeq and is a predicted model, not a curated record. Gene Ontology annotation, molecular function: serine-type endopeptidase inhibitor activity. The coding region runs from base 469 to 8061 and encodes 2530 amino acids. The transcript is spliced from 42 exons.